Messenger RNA from Camellia sinensis, 1737 nucleotides. NCBI's taxonomy places the organism in Eukaryota, Viridiplantae, Streptophyta, Magnoliopsida, Ericales, Theaceae. The record is from RefSeq and is a predicted model, not a curated record.
CAAUCUUUUUAAACUUCUUAACAUGUGCCCUAAGGGUGCAUGUUAACAAAAUCCAAAACGCAUUACCUGUAUUUGUGGAGAGGGAGCACUAGUUUGAAAAGACAUUGAUUUUUUCCUUGCUCUUUCAUUCACCUAAUAGGAACUGAAACAAAUGGAUCUUGAUUUUCUCAUGAUUGGGCUACUCUUAAUUUUUCUUGUGAGAUAAAAUUUUCCGGAUGUAGAAAGCAAAUAUGUGUGUAUAUGAAUUUCCUGUUAUAAGUAUAUUCAGGCACACUAAUAUUCCCUUUUGGAGACUAGGAAACUUCAAUUGACCACUAGAUUUUCACUUACUCUGAUCUGAACAUAAGAAACUGCCCUGCUAAAAUUUCAGGGAGUUUACCUGAUUCAAGAGAGCAAUGUAACACACAAUGAAUGAUCCUUUGCCUUCUAAGAAACAAAUAUACGACAACACCCCCUAGCAAGGCAAAACAUGAUUCAACCCUUUCCAGACAGAAUGGAAGUUUGAACAAAGUUCUCAUAGCAUCCAAAGGUGAUACAUCUAUCUCCAACAACCUCAAGUCCUUCACUUUCAAUGAUCUCAAGAAUGCCACCAAAAACUUCCGUCCAGAUAGUCUUCUUGGUGAGGGAGGGUUUGGAUGUGUCUUUAAAGGAUGGAUUGAUGAGAACACUUUUGCUCCCACCAAACCUGGAACUGGGAUUGUAGUGGCUGUCAAAAAGCUCAAGACAGAAAGCUUUCAAGGUCACUGGGAAUGGCUUACAGAAGUAAACUACUUAGGUCAGCUUCGCCAUGAAAAUCUUGUGAAACUCAUUGGGUAUUGCUCAGAUUCUGAGAAUAAACUUUUAGUUUAUGAGUUCAUGCCAAAGGGAAGCUUGGAAAAUCAUAUAUUCAGAAAAGGUGUUCAACCUAUUCCUUGGGCUACACGGAUGAGUAUUGCCAUUGAUGUUGCACGGGGAUUAUCCUUUUUACAUAAUUUGGAUGCCAAUGUAAUAUACCGUGAUUUGAAGGCUGCAAACAUUCUACUUGAUUCGGAUUUCAAUGCAAAGCUUUCAGAUUUUGGCUUAGCAAGGGCGGGUCCUACUGGAGAUAACACUCAUGUUUCAACAAGAGUUGUGGGAACUCGGGGUUAUGCUGCACCAGAAUACAUAGCGACAGGUCGCUUAACUACAAAGAGUGAUGUGUACAGCUUCGGAGUUGUCUUGUUAGAAUUGCUAUCUGGAAGGCGCGCAAUUGGGGAUGAGAGGGCCAAUGUUGAAGAAACCUUGGUGGAGUGGGCAAAGCCUUUCCUAUGUGACAACAGGCGAGUUCUAAGAAUAAUGGACACGCGACUUGAGGGUCAAUAUGCCAAGAAAGGGGCCCAAGCUGCAGCUUCACUCGCAUUACAGUGCGUAGACACAGAUCCAAGGAAUAGGCCAACCAUGUUAGAUCUUCUGUUUGCAUUGGAACAACUUAAAACAUCAAAGGACGCCACAAGAAGCUAAGAUUGAGCAUCAUGGGAUUGAAUAGUUGGCAAUUGCUACAACAAACUGAAGAUAAUUCACAGCCAGUCUCGUACACAGAUUUGUUUUUCUUAUACUACAGGAAACUAUGAACAAGGCAUAAAUUUUUACUUGGUCGUUGACAUGUAAAAAUUAAACAUUAUACUUUAUAAAAUAUCUAUACUUGUAGAUGACAUAAAAUUGUAUUUGGUUGAGAGAUUUGAGGAGAAAUUUGAAAAAGGAAAGAGAAAAAGUGUGAAA